This is a messenger RNA of Diaporthe batatas, 693 nucleotides long. RefSeq lists its product as uncharacterized. The record is from RefSeq and is a predicted model, not a curated record. Lineage: Eukaryota; Fungi; Ascomycota; Sordariomycetes; Diaporthales; Diaporthaceae. Bases 1 to 693 code for a protein of 230 amino acids. The transcript has a single exon.
AUGAGCGAGGGUACAGAUGCAGCCAGAGAUGCUGCGCAUGCUGCCUGCGAGUGUGGCCGCGAUCAUCGACAGGCAGGAAAUCGCACUUGUGAACCCGUCGGACUCAUGUCUCAUCUACACGUUACGGUGCAAGAAUUCUUGGACGCCCAAGAAGUCCUGGAAUUUGGAAAGGACGGCCCAAUGGCCCCGUGCCUGCUGGGAGGAACCAUGGAGUAUUACACCUUCGUUCUAGCAUCAUUUUCAGAAUCCCAAACAACCAGCGAGAAACACCCAGAGUGGCAUCUCGCGGCAGAGAUUGCAAGGUUGCGCAGGUACUUUGACCAGGUCGCGGAAAACUGUGCUGAGAAAAAGAACGGCUGUUCCGACCAAGAUCUUGAGAACCGGAGCUUCCUGCCUGAGAUUUCUGGAAACGAGGAAAAGACGCUUUCGGACGCAAAAAACAAGGUCCACGAGUUCUGGGACACCUGCUACGACGCUAUAGAAGUUUGGGGCAUUCUGAACCUCCGCCGUGACAAUGACCCCGAGGGAUGCCUGCCAGUCGUAGACAAGGCCUUCAAAGACGCACUCGAUGCAAUCAUGUUGUUGCCCGAUAGCGAGAACACAACGGCGCAAGAGCUUUCCAGGCAGCUGCACGAGAUAUUGAACGAGACUCGACGUCUAUUCAAUUUUUCCAAGGGCAGACACAGACAAUAA